AUGGAGCUUAGUAAAUUGAACUCUAAUGUAAGUGCUUUGAGAGAGGAGCUAACAGCCUGCUCAUUUGUGGAAGCAAUAGCGGUUCAAACCCUUUUUGCUGCUCAAAAAUCUCUUUCCUGCCUUCUCUUGCUGACACAAACUCUUUUGAACAAUGUUGAUGGAUUACCAAACUUGACUGAGAAAAGGUUUCCAAUGAGCGAACUUCAAAAAGGGGAAAAGCCUGGACCCGAAAAUAAAGACGGAAGUGACACAGAGGAUGACGAUGAAGAUGACGCUGAUGAUGCUGAUGGUCAGGAAGAUGAUGACGAUGGUGAUGAAGACUUCUCGGGUGGUGAAGAAGGGGGAGACGAUGAAGAAGAAGGGGAUCCCGAGGAUAACCCUGUGGCUAAUGGAAAUGAUGGCAGUGAUGAUGAGGAUGAAGAUGAUGACGACGGUGAUGAGGACGAGGAUGGGGAGGAUGAAGAGGAUGAAGAGGAGGAGGAGGAAGAGGAGGAGGAUCAACCACCGGCUAAAAAGAGGAAGUGA
Molecule: messenger RNA, 525 nt
Organism: Fraxinus pennsylvanica
Lineage: Eukaryota; Viridiplantae; Streptophyta; Magnoliopsida; Lamiales; Oleaceae
Source: the annotation of a GenBank genome assembly